Lampris incognitus (smalleye Pacific opah) is the source of this 3013-nucleotide messenger RNA. RefSeq names its product adaptor related protein complex 5 subunit beta 1 (gene ap5b1). The record is from RefSeq and is a predicted model, not a curated record. Gene Ontology annotation, biological process: endosomal transport. The transcript is spliced from 3 exons. Gene Ontology annotation, cellular component: AP-type membrane coat adaptor complex; lysosomal membrane. The coding region runs from base 35 to 2935 and encodes 966 amino acids. NCBI's taxonomy places the organism in Eukaryota, Metazoa, Chordata, Actinopteri, Lampriformes, Lampridae.
ACUUGCAUGUCGUCUGAGGUUGGUGUAUUUCAUCAUGGCUGUGAAUUGGGCCGAUAGGAUCACCGCUUUCUCCCGCAGCCCAGCUGAGUUCCUCUCCGUCGCCGCGGCCGAGGCUUUUCUUGCGGAGUUGCUUCGUGAGCUCCGAGACGACAGAGUUAGCAACAGCGUUAAGGUCCAGCUGCUAUCCCCGCUAUGUGAGUACCCAUCGUUGCUGUGCCCCUCAAUCCUGGUAGGUGAAGAGACAGCCUUGGAGCUUUUGUCUGUGUUUGCCCAGUGCCCUCCCAAAUCCUUAAAGUUCAGGUGCCACCUCCUGCUGGCUCUUACUUCUGUGCUUCUCUGCUCCUCCUGCGUGAGCGCUCGCUCCAGUGUGUGUCAAGACUUCCUUGGCCUCCUCCUUCAGAUUGCUGAGGACACGAAUGACCUUCAGGUUGACACUGCAUUGCGCUCUUUGCGGGCCACAGCCUGUGACUGCCUGCGUGAGCUGGAGGCUUGCUGCCCAGGCGUUCUGUCGCAGCACCUGGAACUUCUGAAUGGGCUUAGGCAGCGGGAAACGUCCAGGCUUCACCAAGCAUACACUGUACUCCAUGCCUCGGGACUAAGAAAUACCGUGUAUUUGCUUGCCCAGAAAGCAGGGGCUUGUGCCGAGGAGCUCAAAGCCCUUCUGGGGGGCAAUGCGGUGGUGGCAUGGGAAACAGACAUAGACUCUGGUAUAAUGCAAAGCAAAACCUCCCCACUGCCAUCUCUCCUCAUCUCUGGCCCCAUGGGCACUGUGGUCACCCUGCAGGCAGGAACAGAUUGCAAGGAACUGCGUUCAAUCCUCUCCUCCCUUUUGGAAGAGUCCUACUUGCUCACACCUCUGUCUCAAGCUGCAUUACUACAUGGGCUGAUAGAGGUAGUUGCAAUGGUACCUGGUGUGUCUCCAACAAUUUUCAGAGCUCAACUGCUUCGGCUACUUGGAACAAGCGAGUUGUGCCUCCUCCACACUACUCUGCUGAUGAAGGCUGCAUUCACAGACAGCCUGUUCAGUGCAGAAGAUGAGGCGUUCAUCCUAAAACGGCUGGUUGGGCUGUCUCAGCACCCCCUUCUGAAUACCCCUGAGAAGCUCUUCUAUAUGGACUGCAUUUUACACUUUCCUGAAAACAGGCCAAUCAGUAGUGGGGAUGGCGAUGAAAGCCCACCUGUGCUGUUAACUCCUCGGCUGGUGGCAGGCCUAGCGCCCACUGUGUUCAAUGACAGUGCCAGCAUGCUGGCCCGAUUCAAUCUGCUAUCCCUCGUCUACUUGGAGGAGGGAGAAGAAACAGAAGGAGAGGGAGGCCAAGGACUGGCCUACCUCUAUGAGCACCUCAUCUCCCUUCUUGGCAUGGUGAAAAAUGGGGGCAGCCGAGAGAUGGUGGUGACCUUCUUCAGAGCCUCCUUUCUCUUCCUUUUCCACUUCUGCCAUAUGGAACGCUACUCUGAGAAUCUAACCCAGAGGCUGUGUGAGCUCUACCUCCAACACACCUGGCUGGCCCCGCACCUUAUCAACCUGGGCGAUAGAGCCCAAGAGGGGCUCAGGGAGUCAGGCUGGGCUGUGGGGCUUCUCAGGGCCCUGCAAAGGGUGAUAACAGAGGCCCCUCUGGGCCAGCUUACCUCACAAGACUUCCACUGGCACCUUAAGAUCCUGGCUCGGGUAGCAGACGAAGGGGAGAUCUCUCAGAAGAGCACUCUUGGCUUUCUGUCUUGCAUCAUCACUUCCUCUUCCUCCUCGCUGUGCAUGGGCGGUGACUGGCGCCUGGGAAAUGUGGUGUUGGCUGUGUGUCGGCAGCUGCUGGUCCACCCCAGUCUGGACAUACUGCUCAGCCCUCUGGCUGAUAUCCUGCAGCAUCUCACCUGUCACUACGGAGACACAGACAUUCAAGAUCAUGCCCGCGUCUACUAUACCCUUCUCACUACUCUGUCCCAGGAGAAGCUGGGUGGUGUGUUGGCCCAGGGUGGGACUGAGGGAGGACAGCAGUCUAAGAAGCGUUCUCUGUCUUCCAUUAUGGCUGAAAGUGAAGAGCUGACCAGCACACUAACCAUCCAUCAAACUGAGAGUGCGAUAUUCAAGCUUGUUAAAUUGGACAAUUAUCAACCACAGCAAGGAUCAGACGUUGGCCAGGAAAAUGAAUUUCACACAGAUCUAAACCCAAACAAGACAGAGGUCUGCCAGAGUCAGGAAAAUGUGCUGGAAACCUACAGAGCCCAGUUUCACAAACCUGGUUUUGCAACACAAAUCACUUUACACUACCGGCUGAUUUACACAGACACUGUGGACCCACAAUUUGAUCAACUCUUCAGUGUUCGCCUGCACUUUGACCUCACAGACUGCCACUAUGAGGAGUUGAACGACAUCAGUGUUCCAUGUCUAUUUAGAGAAAGGGCACCACCUGUGGUGAGGCUCAUUCUGAAACCCAAGCAGCCCUACUCUACUACUCUCCGUGCUAGUGCCAUUUUCACCACGCAGGAUGGCCUCUCCUGGCACACAGUCCUACCAGACAUCCAUGUGGCAUUUGAGCAGACAUUCAUGCCUCUCCCUGUUCCCCUGGUCUGGAAAGGAGAGGACAAAUUGAAGGUGUUUGAGGGAUUAUGGCGUGAAAUCUACUCUGGGAAGUGUGGGGACAGAGGUCCGACUGACUGCGCCAUUAGCUUGUUUUGCAGCCAACUGGAAGAUGUGGCCCUCGGUGUGCUGGUGGAGAAGAACUUUUCAGUGUACCUAAUACCAAAUCCGUCUGAUCAGGGGGACUAUAGAGUACUACUUUUCCUCCCACCCCAGUCUCAUGUGCUGCUAAAAAUCACCUCGGAGGAGGAUGCAAUGCAAUUCAGCAUCGCCACUGAUAACUGGCAGCUUCUGCCUUGUAUUAAUUCUUUUCUACAAAACAUUACCAUGUGUUCACAGCAAGACGUAACUGACAGUUAACAAAAAUGCUAUGGGUCUUUUUUUUAAUGAAAUUGCAAUCUUUUAAACAAAUAUUGUUAAAUUUUCUCAGUGCCUUAA